Molecule: messenger RNA, 366 nt
Organism: Lentinula edodes (shiitake mushroom)
Lineage: Eukaryota; Fungi; Basidiomycota; Agaricomycetes; Agaricales; Omphalotaceae
Exons: 2
Coding region: 1-366 (121 amino acids)
Source: RefSeq, a predicted model, not a curated record
AUGGACUUCGGCAGCGAAGGGGAGGAAUGGCUGAUCACAGAGCGAGAGCUGGAAGAGUGGUUCAGAGAGGAGCGGCGGUUGCGGAGAGCGGAAGCUAUCAAGCUACAGGCCGAGCUGGAGGUACGACAGAAGGAACGGCGAGCGGCCUCAGAGAGAGAGGAAGCACAACGGGAGGAUGAAUGGAAGGAGUGGCUGAGGAAGCGGCGUGCAGAGCCGGGUCUCCGCAAAUGGUUCUUUUGGAGGAACCGGCUGAAGGAACCGCACCCACCAAAACGGCUGAGCGUGGACAAAUUGGGGGGAAGUAGCGCAUCCCCCUCGAGGGAAAUCCAAGGAACCGAGCUGAAACUUGCACACCUGAAGGAAUAA